Angiostrongylus costaricensis is the source of this 1130-nucleotide messenger RNA. NCBI's taxonomy places the organism in Eukaryota, Metazoa, Nematoda, Chromadorea, Rhabditida, Metastrongylidae. The record is from the annotation of a GenBank genome assembly.
GGAACGAGCGCUAUCCGACGAAUGAGGUGACAAGUGUUUCAUUUCUAAUGCGGCUACUACUGUUACUAAUUUUUCUAGUUCGUAUUCAACACUUAUAUUGCUCAUCCAGUACAUAUCCAUACAAUACACCACAGCGAUGUGCUAAUGAUACAGAAAUCAUUGAUCAUUUAUUGUUCGAUAUCGCUUUACACUAUAAUAAGCACAAAUUACCAUCAAAUCCGGUCGAUGUUCGCAUUGAAAUGUGGGUACAGGAAGUAACAUCCGUCUCCGAACUUACGCAGGAUUUUGAAAUCGACCUAUACAUGAACGAAUACUGGACCGAUCCAGGUCUGGCUUACACGAUUCUGAAUCCAUGCCAAGGAAAUCUAUCAUUUGAUUGGACCGUACUUCAAAAUAUUUGGACUCCAAAUACAUGUUUUGUUAAUUCGAAAAAAGCACAAAUUCACAGCUCACCAUUUCGAAAUGUCUUUCUCAUGGUGUUUCCAAACGGCUCCAUAUGGUCCAAUUGGCGAAUUAAAAGUACGGGUCCUUGUAAAAUGGAUUUGUCAAAGUUCCCAAUGGAUACGAUUGAAUGCAUAUUAACGUUCGAGUCCUUCAACUAUAACAACGAAGAAGUCCAUAUGAGAUGGAGCGAUUCACCUCUGAUUCAGUUCAAAGAUAUCGAAUUACCGGAUUUUUCUAUGGUGAACUAUAGUACAUCAGACAAUCUAACCCUUUAUGCCGCUGGCUAUUGGAAUGAGCUCACCGUCAAAUUCGUAUUCCGAAGGCGUUAUGGAUGGUAUUUACUUCAGGGUUAUAUUCCAACGUAUAUGACCGUUUUUAUAUCAUGGAUUCCAUUUUAUCUCGGCCCAAAAGCAAUUCCAGCUAGAACAAUGAUUGGAGUGAAUGCAUUACUAGCGAUGACUUUCCAGUUUGGAAAUAUAAUACGAAAUUUGCCAAGAGUGUCAUAUGUGAAGGCGAUUGAUGUAUGGAUGCUCAGUGGAAUUUCAUUCGUGUUCGCUUCACUCGUUGAACUGGCAACGAUUGGCUACAUGACGAGAAAUGAAGGACGACCAUCUACUGCAUUUAGUCGUCAAAGCAUAGGAAGAAGGUUUCUCUUUCAUUUUUUCAGUUCUCUAAUAUUUUGUUAA